CCUCAGUACAACUGGGAGGAUAUAACAGACAGUUUUACUGAGGCUGCGUCUGAAUUGAAACUGGGUGAGCUUGUACAUGACAACAUAUUUGGCUUGUUUGAAGCCAUGUCAGCAAUUGAGAUGAUGGAACCCAAAAUGGAUGCUGGAAUGUUAUGUAACAAAGCUAAGAAAGUUCUUCAGUUUGAGCCAGCAGUUAAGGCUGAUCUUGUAAGAAUCAAAGACUUAACUCCCAAAGAACUUAUUGGUAUCAUGGAUGAAUUGAUAGCUUGCUUGGAGGAUUUUCAAGCAAUUACCUAUGGAUUUAAAUUUGCAACUCAAGUGACAGAAACAAGAGCUGCAGGUAUGCUGAAAGAGGCAGAAGAUGAAGUUGGUAGAAAAUUGAAGCCAUUGAAGACCACACUGAGGGAAGAACCUAACUGUGACUUGGAUGCUGUGCAGAGUCAAGUUAAGGAAUAUGAAGCUGUUUUAGCAAGAUUAAAGUUCUAUAAAGCAUUUUACCUCACUUUAGUUGCUCUGGAAAAGUCAGAGGAUCCAGGUAUCACUGCAGCUAAGCAGUCAUUAAGCACUGCACUGUCUCUUAUUGAACCAAUCAGAAAGACUGUGGAGUUAGGAAUUCAACCUGUAUCAACUGACGAUAACAGACAAGGUAGUAUAAUGGGUUUUGAACCGCUUGUCAAUCAGAGACUUUUACCUCCGUCCUUUCCGAGAUAUACAGCCAUCUUUGGUCGACACCAGGCUAUUGAUUACACCGAAGAAAUGGUCAAAAGAUUUCUUCAUAUCUGUGAUGUAGUGAGCUAUGCGUCGCUUCACAUUGUAAUUGUAGGUGGAUCUUCUUAUAUCAAGCAAAAGCACGGAUAAACACAGAUUCUUAGUUACUCCUAUCUCGAACUUCUUGUUUGGCGCAACAAUAAUCUUUUGGGAAGAGCUGAAACAAUCAGAGAUGCAAUCAGAGCAUUUAACAGUCCACCCUCCAUUGCUGAAAAAUCCUCACUCAGUACCAAUCCCAAAGCAAAUGACCUGGCUGAUAGUUUUAUCAACAGAGCUGUCAGGCCUGUGAAGUCCAUUAUCCAUGCUCUCGGCCACAAUCGUGCUCGGCAGAGAGACAAGUUGGCACAUCUUUUGGAGGAGUUUGCCGCUCUUCAGGAUGAAGCAGACAAAGUAGAUGCGCAACUUCAUAAUUUGUUAAUCAAAGUAGAGCCUCAGCGUCAACACUUUGCUUGUUUUGGUUCAUGGGUGUUGUACCAUACACUGAACAUCAUGAUUCAAUACCUGUUGUCUGGGUUUGAGUUGGAACUAUACGGUCCUCACGAGUAUCACUACGUUUUCUGGUACUUAGACUUCUUGUUUGGGUGGCACAUGACGUGCCUUAAUCGCGCUGAAAAGUUACUGCAGGCUCAAGAGACCGCACUUGAGCAGAGAAGUGGUCGGAGUGGAAAGAAAAAUAAAAAGAAAAAGAAGGCGAGUGAAAAAGCAAUACAGGAACACCAAGGAAUGUGGCACUUAUAUCAAGGGAUGAGGCAUCUAUGUCAAGGAUAUCUCAGGGCAAUUGAAGGAUUUGAAAUGCAAAACAAAACAAGAAAGCCAGCGGAUAAAUUUGGUUCCGAACAGACUCGUUACGAGCGCCGUUUCAUGCCAUUCCAAGCUGUGGAUACCCCUCAGCCGAUGUACUACGCUCACUACAAGGAGUAUAGUAACAUGUCUAAGAUGAAUGCAUCGCAGAACACAGACUUGUUUGUGAUGGCGUCAAAUUCAUUUCAGCAAGCGAAGUCCAUUUUUGAAGUUGUUAAUAAUGUACAUAGUGAGGUUGCUUUGUUGCUGAAAGUCACGAAGACAAACCUUGUUGUCACCAAACUGGCUGCUGGAGGCCACAAGCAUGACUCAGCGAUUCCACCAGAGUUUGACUUUCAAUGCCACCGAGCCUUUCCAAUCAUCAGGUUAAAGUAAAAUUCGCGGAUCCAAAUGAGUUUGAUUUCCAAGAAAGACAGUUUGCACCUCGUGCAUGAAGAAGGUUAUGCAAAUCUAUCGAAUACGUGACAUUUUAUUCAAAGGCUUCUUGGCUUGUUCUAUGAUGACCAAGGCCAUUGGCUUCCAUUCUUUUAGCCUGCAGUGCGGGCAUAUUUUGGGCGCACGAGUGCACAUUUUCGUAUUAGGCCGCCAUCUUAGAUUUGGUAACUGUGGAGGAUU
This is a messenger RNA of Stylophora pistillata, 2184 nucleotides long. RefSeq names its product N-alpha-acetyltransferase 35, NatC auxiliary subunit-like. Lineage: Eukaryota; Metazoa; Cnidaria; Anthozoa; Scleractinia; Pocilloporidae. Gene Ontology annotation, cellular component: NatC complex. Gene Ontology annotation, biological process: N-terminal peptidyl-methionine acetylation. The record is from RefSeq and is a predicted model, not a curated record.